Teleopsis dalmanni is the source of this 735-nucleotide messenger RNA. RefSeq lists its product as uncharacterized. The record is from RefSeq and is a predicted model, not a curated record. The coding region runs from base 69 to 689 and encodes 206 amino acids. Gene Ontology annotation, cellular component: proteasome core complex. Lineage: Eukaryota; Metazoa; Arthropoda; Insecta; Diptera; Diopsidae. The transcript is spliced from 2 exons.
UGCCAGAAAAAAAAAUAAUUUAACAAAAUUAAAAAGAAUUUAAGGAACAGAAAUCCUCACUGAUAAUAAUGACUUCUUAUUAUAAGAAACUAUCAUCGUUAGCUGGUACAAAUGCGAUUGGUAUACAUACGAUCGAAGGUAUUAUCUUGGUUAUUGAGAAAGGCGUUGAUACUUUACUAGAUAUUCCAUGCAAUAGCCAUGAAGUAUGGGAAAUCGAUAAGCAGCUAAUGUGCGUAGUAAGUGGCCCAAAUAACCAAAUUCCUGACAUAAAUAGAUUUAUCCAUUUUAUACGUGAAAAAACCGAUUCUGUACUUGAUUUGGUUAAAUAUAUAUCCGAGUAUAUAAAAAUAAACACUCAACAUUUGUCGAUAAUUAUGGCUUCAAAAAAUUCAACUGGUACAUUGGGAUUAUGGCAUAUAAACAGAGGUGCCUCAUUUAGACUUAUUUGUUACACUGCAAUUGGUCCUAAGGAAAAGGAAGCAAAGGCAUAUAUGAUGAAACACUACAAACUCAACUUGAACUUUAAGAAUGGAAUGAAAUUAGCUUUUCGUACUAUGAUACACAUAAUUGGUUGGGAAAAAUUCAAAUCUUUUAAUAUUGAUUUCGCACGAAUUACAAACACUGGAAACGUUUAUAUAAAUACUUACGCCGACAAUGAACGCUAUAUACGUGAAUUCAUGGGUGCAUAAUCAUAAUAAUGAAUAGAGUUUACAUCACUAAAAUAUAUUAAAAGUA